Meleagris gallopavo (turkey) is the source of this 1710-nucleotide messenger RNA. RefSeq names its product fatty acid hydroxylase domain containing 2 (gene FAXDC2). Lineage: Eukaryota; Metazoa; Chordata; Aves; Galliformes; Phasianidae. Gene Ontology annotation, molecular function: oxidoreductase activity; iron ion binding. Gene Ontology annotation, biological process: lipid biosynthetic process. The record is from RefSeq and is a predicted model, not a curated record.
UACAGCCAUUCGUUCUUGGUGAAAAACUCUUACCUGCAGAGCUGUAUUCUGAGCGCUUGACUGAGUGACAGCAUGUGCACAUGCACAGGGAGCAGUGCCAACACUAACAGUGACAUGGUACUGACUUCACAUGACUUGUCUGGGAGGGGACAGCCAACUCCUGCCUGGAAACACCCUGCUGCCGGUGCCUAAACCCUCAUAAAGUUUCCACAGCAGUAGUGAAAGGUGAGGAGUUGUCCUCUGAGCAGAAACACAGGACCUCUCCUAGGCUACAAUCAGCAGGAGGUGAGCAAAGAGACUGAGCUCAAAGCUUUUCUAGGAACUGUAAUUGCCUACUGAGCUAUGCAGAGCUUGGCACAAUAGGAGACCCGCCAGACACGACAUCCAGUCCUGUAUCAGACUGUACAGUGUGGCUGAUGUGCAGCUUCUGUGGAGAGCAGUGUAUCCCUCCUUUCUGAAACACUGCAAGAAGAGCACUCCCAAGGCGCUUGCUAUCAUCACAAAGAUGAAGAAAGACUCUGGGUAUUCCACCAUGGCUGCGCAUCAGGAGCAGGAGGAGAAGCUCUGGGCUGCUGUGAAGAUGUCUGCCCUUGUCCUUGGCUCAGCCCUGCUCAUAUUCACUGCUUUAAUGAACUCUGUUUCUUGGUGCGUGCAAAAGAUCUGGGAUACUUCGGGCUACUUUUGGCAGACAACGUGGCUGAAGCUUUACUACCUGUUUGAGGGAAGGGAAUGGUCACUUUUCCUCUUUGGGGCUGCAUUGGUUCCUAGCCUUGCUUUUUGGUGCUUCAAUGGAAUCCUUAUGGUGGCUGAUGUAACAGGAAAGCCAACUUUCAUUACUCGGUAUCGCAUUCAGUUGGGCAAGAAUGAUCCUGUGGACACACAGAAAUUGCGACAAGCCAUCUACACAGCGCUGUUUAAUCAGUUCUUUGUCUCCUUUCCCAUGCUCGUGCCCAUGUUCUAUGUAAUGAAAUGGUGGGGCAACACUUUCAGCAAGGAAUUACCCACUUUCCAGUGGUUUCUUGUGGAGCUGAGCAUCUUUACCUUAAUAGAGGAAAUCCUCUUCUAUUAUUCACACAGGCUUGUUCAUCUCCCACUCCUGUACAAGCACAUCCACAAGAAGCACCACGAAUGGACAGCCCCCAUUGGCGUGGUCUCCAUUUAUGCUCACCCACUGGAACACAUACUCUCCAACACGCUGCCUGUCAUGACUGGCCCAAUGCUCAUGGGGUCUCACAUGGUUUCAAUCACAGCGUGGUUCUCCCUUGCUCUUGUAACAACGAGCAUUUCGCACUGCGGUUACCACCUGCCCUUCCUACCAUCACCGGAAUUCCACGACUUCCAUCACCUCAAGUUCAACCAGUGUUACGGAGUCCUGGGAGUGCUGGAUUAUCUGCAUGGAACAGAUGAUGUGUUCAGACAAAGCAAAGCCUAUGAGAGACACAGGGUCCUCCUCAGCCUCACACCGCUCUCCAAAAGCAUCCCUGAUAUACCCAAGAGAGCAGGGUGAACCCUCUAGACUGCAGCCCCUGCAAAGCCCAGGGAUAAGGAGAGGAAGAGACAAUGAUUUACACUAAUGUUUUACCUGGGAAACAAGUUAUUACUCACAAGUAAUGACUCUCAAAACUGAACUUAAACACGAUACUUGACAUGACUUCAUGUACUGCCUGUUAUUUUCCACCUAAAGCAUGAAAAAACAACUCUAGAAAGUUA